AUGUCCUCCGCAGAGAACCAACAGCAUGCUUUUCCGGCUGCGCCUCCUUCUCUAUCCGCUGGCGACCAUGAGAUGCGGAACUACUACGCUACGCAAGAUGUACCACGACCGUCCUCCGAUCAAACAUCAUACCUAACACCAUACCUUGGUCCUCGAGCUAGGCUCUCGCAGGUUUGGAUCAACCGCUGGACAAUUCUGAUCCUUCUCGUCCUGAUACGGGCACUACUCGCCAUCGGAAGUGUAAACACCAACUUAACUUCCGCAAAAAGAGAAGCUCUCUCUGCUUGCACUGGCGUGGAAAAUGUCGGAAGCGCUAUGGCGAGCAUGCCUCAUUACAUGUCGUCUGGGGUGAAUGAACUCACCGCAUCUGGAAUCGAGAAGGCCAUCAACGGGCUGAUGUCAAUGCUUCUUCUCAGUGUCACCGUCCUCGAGGAGGUGUUUGUAUUCUACAUCAACCUCCUCACCUCUACCUACAUCUGUCUAUUCACCUUUGCCGUUGGUGGCAGCUUACACGUUGCCAUUAAUGUUGCAGAAGACGUUAGAGAUUUUCUGAGCUCCACCGCCAAGGGUGUAGGCACCGAACUCGGUGAUGCUGUCGAAGACUUUCANAAAGCCAUGAACAAGUUUACUGGCGCGAUUGAGGAUGUUGGCGGCUUUUUCACUGGAAAAAAUGUCAACGUUCCGGACAUCGACCUGAACUCAUCAAUCGCCAAACUAGACUCACUGCAACUUCCUUCUGGAUACGACAAAGGGCUGGAUAAACUGAACGACUCCAUUCCGACAUUUGCUGAAGUCCACAAUGCAACAAACACGGCACUUCGCUUCCCCUUCGAAGGGGUCAAGCAACUGCUCAAUGAAUCUAUGGGCAAGUACACCAUGGAUCGAUCAUUGUUUCGUGUCCCACCAAAGGAAAAGCUCACGUUCUGCUCCGACGACGAUGGCAUCAACGAUUUCUUUGAUGACCUCGCGGACGUCAUAACGCUUGCCAAGAAGGGUUUCCUUUCAGUCCUCAUCAUUGCUGCAAUUCUCGCCUGUGUCCCCAUGGCCUACCGAGAGAUCCGUCGCUGGCGUUUACAAGAAGAACGAGCAAGAGCUAUCAAGCAUAUCAACGACCCCAUGGACGCUGUCUACAUUGUCUCACGUCCAUACACGGCCGACUUUGGUGUCAAAGUUUCGAACAACUUUUCAUCAAUCCGUGCGCGGACACUUGUGAGGUGGUCAGUUGCAUAUGCUACAACCACACCAGCGUUGUUCGUUCUUUGCCUUGCAAUUGCCGGACUUCUUGGUUGCCUCUGUCAAUACAUAUUACUCCAGGCGAUCAANAAAGAAGUCCCAGAGCUUACCCAGAAAGUGGAUGCUUUCGCUGACAAGGUGCAAUGGUCACUCAACAAUGCUUCCCUAGCGUGGGCUGUUGAGACCAACCACGUCAUCAAUACGACAAACACCAAAAUCAACGAAGACAUCUUUGGCUGGGUCAAUACCACGACUGGGGCAGUCAACAACACUCUCAACCUUUUUGUCGAUGGGAUGAAUGAUGCGAUCAACGCUACUUUUGGUGGCACGAUCCUUGAAAAUCCUGUUCAAGAAGUGGUGAAUUGCUUGAUCACACUCAAGAUCGAAGGCAUUCAAAAAGCCUUGACCUGGGUCAGUGAUCAUGCUCAUGUUGACUUCCCAAUGGUCAGAAACGACACUUUCUCUCUUGGAACCAUGGACAAGAUCAACGACACAUCUUCGGGCAACAGCUCAAUGCUUGCUGAACCAGACACUAUCAAUGCAGGCGACCAGAUUUCUCGCGCUGUCCUGUUUGUUGUUCGUAACCUGGAAAAGGCUGUGAGACAAGAAGCCAUCAUUUCAACCUGCGUGUUGAUCAUCUGGGUGCUGAUUGUGCUCAUCGGACUCAUCAGAGCUGGUUACAUGCUGGCUCACGCUGGCAAGGAAACAGCACCAGCCGAUCAGUACCCUCGAGAGCUCAAGAGCAUGCCGCCGCAGAGCUUCUCUGCGACACAUGCUUCACGCACCAGCUUCUCUCGCAGAAGUUCUUCGAUCUCCUCGCGAGUGCCCACCUACGAACAAGCAACCAGCGCUACGACUGUAGAAACGAGCGACAAUUCAGCAAAUCGUCUUAAUGGCCAAUCAUACACCCUUUCGCCUCGCAAAUUCCAACUCUCCGACUAUCCCGGCGUCACGUCACCCAUCUUGAGUUCUGGCUUUAGCCCGAGCGAAAAGGUUGGGUUUGUUGGCGCUCAGAAUGUCGAAGCUGCAACACGACGACCUACACACAUUCGUGCCAGCAGUCAUGGCAACUUUGCAGAAGAUCCAUCUCCCGUCUCUCCCACCAGUCCGCAAAGGAGUAACACUCAUUUGCAACCACAAGAUCCAUUCGCCGAUCAUGCCCGGUGA
Messenger RNA from Aureobasidium vineae, 2400 nucleotides. The record is from the annotation of a GenBank genome assembly. NCBI's taxonomy places the organism in Eukaryota, Fungi, Ascomycota, Dothideomycetes, Dothideales, Saccotheciaceae.